Molecule: messenger RNA, 3279 nt
Organism: Artibeus jamaicensis (Jamaican fruit-eating bat)
Lineage: Eukaryota; Metazoa; Chordata; Mammalia; Chiroptera; Phyllostomidae
Gene: CCPG1
Product: cell cycle progression 1
Exons: 11
Coding region: 153-2711 (852 amino acids)
Cellular component (GO): membrane
Source: RefSeq, a predicted model, not a curated record
ACGGCGGCCCACCGGCCGCGCCUCUCGGCUGCGGACGCCUGCGAGCAGGUUGUUUUUAUGAGAGGCGUCACUGCGCUUUGAGCCGUGAACACCGCCACAGCGACAACCUGCAUGGUGGAGCUGCGGUGGGGCUGCCCCUUCAGGCCUCAAAAAUGUCUGAAAAUUCCAGUGACAGUGAUUCAUCUUGUGGUUGGACUGUCAUCAAUCAUGAGGGGUCUGAUAUAGAGAUGGUGAAUUCUGAACAUGGAACAGCCAGUGACAGCUGUGAGCUCACCCCAGAGGAUUCAUCUUUAGAGCAAGAGGAGCUGCAAGUAUUGCAAUUAGAGCAGGGAGAGAACAGCCAAAAUGUCACAAUGUUAGUGGGAGAAGAAACUGCUUAUCCAGCUUUGGAGGAAACGAAGUCAGCAUGUGAGGGAGAGGAAGAAAGGUCACCUGAAGACAAUGUCUACUUUGGAACUGUCAGUGACGAUUCUGAUAUUGUUACCCUUGAGCCACCUAAGUUAGAAGAAAUUGGAAAUCAAGAAGAAGCUGUAAUUGUUACAGAUGUACAGAGUCCAGAAGACUUCAAUAUGGGCUCUUCUUCUAGCAGCCAGUAUACAUUCUGUCAGCCAGAAACUGAAAGGUGGUGGGAGAAGCUGUGGAAGAUUCCUGAAUGCAUAAGGGGAUGGGAUGAUCAGCUGAAACACCAUGUUCCUAGCCAACUCGCUUUCCAAGUAUUUUCAUCUCAGCCUAGCGACGACAAAUCAAGUAGUGAUGAAACCAGUCAUCAGCCCAGUCCUGCCUUUAGACGACGCCGUGCUAGGAAGAAGACCAUUUCUAGUUCAGAAUCUGAAGAACGACUGCUUCCUGAACAAGAAACUGAACCCCCUAAGGAGUGUAAACCCCAUUUCAGUAGUGGCCUCAAUAAGUGUGUUAUAUUGGCUCUGGUGAUUGCAAUCAGCAUGGGAUUUGGACAUUUCUAUGGUAAACAUGGAAGUAACAAAGGAGAAGGCACAAUUCAGAUUCAGAAGCGUCAACAGUUGGUCACAAAGAUACACGAGGAUGAAUUGAAUGAUAUGAAGGAUUAUCUUUCCCAAUGUCACCAUAAACAAGAGUCUGUUACAGAUUAUAAGUCAUUGAAGGAAAACCUUGCAAAGUGUCACACCCUUACUGAAGCAGAGAAGAUGUCCUUUGAAACUCAGAAAAAGAACCUUGAUACAGAAAACCAGUAUUUAAGAAUAUCUCUGGAGAAGGAAGAAAAAGCAUUGUCUUUACUACAGGAAGAGUUAAGGAAACUAAGAGAACAGAUUAGAAUAUUGGAAGAUAAAGGGACAAGUACUGAAUUAGUUACAGAAAAUCAGAAACUUAAGCAGCAUUUGAAAGAGGAAAAGCAGAAAGCACAUAGCUUUCUUAAUCAAAGGGAGACUCUAUUGGCAGAAGCAAAGAUGCUAAGGAGGGAACUGGAGAGAGAACGACUAAAAACCAUGGCUUUAAGGGUAGAACUUCAGCAGUUCAGCUCUAGGCAGUUAGCUGGCAAUCCAGACUCUCCCGAUGUAUUGACUGAAAAGAAGGAAGUAGAAAUCUUACGGGAAAGACUCACUGAGCUGGAGCGGAAGUUAAACUUUGAACAACAGCGUUCUGAUUUAUGGGAAAGACUGUAUAUUGAAGCAAAAGAUCAAAAUGGAAAACAAGAAACUGAUGGAAAAAAGAAAGGGAGCAGAGGAAACCACAGGGCUAAAAAUAAGUCAAAGGAAACAUUUUUAGGUUCAGUUAAGGAAACGUUUGAUGCCAUGAAGAAUUCUACCAAGGAGUUUGUGAGGCAUCAUAAAGAAAAAAUUAAGCAGGCUAAAGAAGCUGUGAAAGAAAAUCUGAAAAAAUUCUCAGAUUCAGUUAAAUCCACUUUCAGACAUUUCAAAGAUACCACCAAGAAUAUCUUUGAUGAAAAGGGCAAUAAAAGAUACAGUGCUACAAAAGAAGGAGCAGCUAAGAAACCAACAGUUUUUAAUGAAUACUUAUAUUCACAGCAUAAGGCACGUACACAAAACCAGAAUAAUAGAGGCCCUACCAUGCAAAAAGAGGGAAGGAAAGGAAAGCCAAUUCACUUUGAAGAAUUUGGAAGAAAUACAAAUUCACAGAAAUGCAGUGCUGAACAUGGCUGUAGCGAAAAUUACAAUUCUUUCAGAAAGGCUUGUUCUGGUGUAUUUGAAUGUGCUCAACAAGAAUCCAUUAACCUAUUUAAUAUGAAAGUGUUGAAUCCUGUAAGGAUAGAUGAAUUUAGACAGUUAAUUGAAAGGUACUUAGUAGAAAAAUUGGAUAGUUUCCAUCAUUGGAAAGAACUCGAUCAAUUCAUCAAUAAGUUUUUCAUACAUGGUAUCUUUAUACAUGAUCAGAAGCUCUUCACUGACUUCGUUAAUGAUGUUAAAGAUUACCUUAAAGACAUCAAGGAAUAUCAAGUAGAUAAUGAUGAAGUGUUUGAGAAGUUGGAUGAAUAUAUAUAUAGACACUUCUUUGGUCACACUUUUUCCCCUCCAUAUGGACCCAGUCGACCAGAUAAAAAGCAACGUACGGUAAAUAUUGAAAACUCCAGGCAUCGAAAACAAGAGCAGAAGCACUCUCAGCCACAAGCUUAUAAGAGGGAAGGUAAAUGGCAUAAAUAUGAUCGCACUAAUGGAAGACACAUGGCAAAUGUCGAAAUAGAAUUGGGGCAAUUACCUUUUGACCCUAAAUAUUGACCACUGUGAUUAAGUUAAAUUAGAAAACUAACACAUGUGGAUGCUUUCUACAGUGUUUGGUGUUGAAACUAGGAUGAGAGCAUCAAGAUAACAAUGUCUUUCUACCAUUUCUAAGUAUCAGUUUGAUGACUAUUAUUACUCAGAAGCAUCAAACAAAAGCUUACUAACCUGCUGUUUAGCUUUGCUGAAUAUUUUUCAGCACUGGAAAUGUUCAACUGUAGUUCUGUUAAAGAAACCAGGCACACAACAGAUUUUGUGCAUGAAAUGAGACUUCCUUUCAGUGUAUGAGUUUAAAACAAGCCCAAAUCAUACAUGACAAAGUGUAAUUAACACUGAUAUUUGUGUUAAAUUUGCAGUAGAGCUUGAUAAGAGUACAUUGUGAUGGAAUUUCUUUAACAUUUUGUAAUCUUACUCUUGCUUCUUGUCUCUUCGUGGGUUCAAGAGCCCGUUGACUUGUGAAGAAUUUGCUGCCUUCUUAUGAGCUUGCUGACUUGUUCUCUUGUGAAAUUUCUUGCACAUCUGAAUAUUGUGGAAGAAACAAUAAAACUACAACAUGAGGAAAACUAAA